Molecule: messenger RNA, 369 nt
Organism: Notechis scutatus (mainland tiger snake)
Lineage: Eukaryota; Metazoa; Chordata; Lepidosauria; Squamata; Elapidae
Source: RefSeq, a predicted model, not a curated record
ACAGUGAAACAAUACUUGAACCAGGAGGAAGGGGCAAUAAUCCUUUUAUUUGAUUUUAUUUUUUUUCAACCAGGAGAGCCUGUUUGGGGAGAAAGCGGCGAGCUGGUUUGCACCAAACCUAUGCCUUGCCAACCCACACAUUUUUGGAACGAUGAAAACGGCAACAAGUACCGAAAGGCGUAUUUUUCCAGAUUUUCAGGUGUUUGGGCCCACGGAGACUACUGCAAGAUUAACCCCCAGACGGGUGGGAUCGUCAUGUUAGGCCGCAGUGACGGCACGCUGAAUCCGAGCGGAGUGCGGUUUGGCAGUUCGGAGAUCUAUAACAUUGGUAAGCGGAAUUUGAUUUCUGUCAGCCCUUCAAGGUUAGGA